AGCGCUCGCCGUCCGUCUCUGCUUCAAUGAGCGCUAUUGUUGAGAGGGUCUGCUGUGUACGACCCCCGGACCAGGCGGACCCGAGUCUGCAGACCGUGACACAGGACCGGAUCGGAGAGUCCACCUCGGACUGUAUGUAACUCUGCUGCGCUACGAGAAAACUAACCAAGUUUUUUGUGCGUGUUUUGCGCCGGGACGCACGGACAGAGUGGAUAAAACUUUGGGGUUAAAGCUGCUCGGGUGAAAUCCCGCGGACUGUGGAUUAUUUGAUCAAGAUUUUAAGGCCUGACUUCACAAUGCUGCCUUCCCUCCUGCUCUUCCUCCUUUCAUCUGGAUUGGUUUUAUCCUCCGACUGUCCAGAAGACUGCUCCUGCCAAGGACAGGAUUUAAUAUUUUGUUUUCAUCGACGGUCCAGCACAGUGCCUCAUGCUCCUGCUACAACCCGAAAUCUCUACAUUUUCCAGAAUGGCAUUGACACUCUGGCCCAAGAUGACUUCAGAGGUCUGGGAGAUUUGGAGUUGCUAGAUCUGAGUCAGAAUGAGCUCACAGAGGUUCCAGAUGGUGUGUUUGGGAUGCUGUCAAAGCUGAAGAACUUAGAUCUCUCUUCUAACCACAUCACUCACAUUUCUAAAGGGAGUUUCUCUGGGUUGGUUCAGCUGGAGAGGCUAUAUCUUCAUUCAAAUCGUAUCCAGAGCAUCCAUAAAGAAGCUUUUGAAAGUUUAGAGAUGCUACUAGAACUCAAGCUUCAAGGGAACCAACUCACCUCCCUGCCAUCCCUUCAUUUCCCAAGGCUUCUGCUCCUCGAUCUUAGUAACAACAACAUCCCAACCCUGGGCCCUUCAGACCUCCAGACACCUCACCUGGAAGCCCUCAAGGUGUCGUAUUUGGGACUCACCUCUUUGGAUGAGGAUCUCAUUGCCUCCCUGGGGAACCUCCAUUACCUUGAUAUCUCUAUGAACCAGUUAGUAGAAGUGCCACAGGCCCUAAAGCAGGACACCCUGAAGGGGCUGAUCAAGCUCAGUUUGGCUGGCAACCCACUGGGAGAGCUUAGGUUGGAGGACUUUCAGAAACUCACUGGGCUGCAGGAAUUGGAUCUAAGUGGACUUAAUUUACAAGGAUUUCCCCUGGGUUUCUUACAGACUUUCCCUAAAUUGAUGGACCUGACAGCAGCUGAGAAUCCCUUCAACUGCCUGUGUCCUUUAGCCUGGUUCCCUGUGUGGCUAAAAGAGAAGGGUGUGACUCUUGGGAGGCGUGAGGAAACCAGAUGCCACUUCCCUCUAGUUAACGCUGGGAAGAUGUUGUCAGAACUAGAGAACAAAGACUUUGGGUGUCCACAUACCACAACAGUGCUAAUUGACUCACCCAUUGGAAGUACUCCUGUUCCACAGAUGCCAACCACAUCUCCAGAAACCACCCAUACAAAUGCUAUUCCCCCACCUCCACCCAGUGAGGAAACUUUGUCCUCUAAAACAGACAGCUACCAACUUCCACCAGAAACUGCAGUCUCGCCGAGCACCAGCGGGGAAUACGGACAGCACAUCUGCCCCUCAAACAUUUGCCUCAAUGGGGGCACCUGUAAUUUUGAUCCUCUGGGGCAACUGGGCUGCUUGUGUCCAUCAGGAACUACUGGUCUCUACUGUGAAAAUAUGGAUGAAGUUCCAGAGCCACCAAAACCUUCAGCAACAGAGGUCUCUGUGGUGGCCCCAGUCAUGCCCGAACUUGAUGCUAUCAGUUCGCGUCAGGUGACAGCUACAUCUAUCCUUCUUGACCUACAUCGCUUCAUUGAAACGCAGCCUCACAUUCGUGGAAUCAGGCUGACCUACCGCAACCUGUCAGGCCCUGACCGGCGGCCCAUAAUUUUGAGAGUACCAGCAUCCUAUCCAGAGUAUACUAUACGUGGUUUGAGACCCAACUGCACCUACUCAGUCUGUGCAAGUCCAUUAGUUGAAAGAAUCAACUCCAAAACCAACAACUCUGUGGAAACAGUUUCCUGUACAGAAGCUCGCACUGCAGGGAUUCCCUUGACAUCCUCAGAGCCCCAGGUGACAACACCAGGACAACUGACCGACACUCUUAUCCCCGCCCUGGCUGCCCUGGCCUUGGUGCUGGGGUUGGCUGUGGUGGCUGGAACCGUCAUCUGCUUGCGAAAGAGGAGGCAGGCAAAGGCAGGAAUGGAGCUAGAGCUUGGUCCAGCGGAUUCUGAUCCCAUGGACCUUGAGGGAGGAAAACCUUGUCUGGAAAAUGGGGGAAAUGGAACACUACCCCACAAACAGCCUGAAAAUGACUCCUGUCAUACUCCUCAAACACCUCCAUCGUUGCAACAGAAUGGGGGUUUGGACUAUGAGGUUCCCUUGAUGCAAGAACACUACCCAUCAAAUAACAAUCUAUCAUCCUUAAAACCAUCUUAUUUCUGAGAUCCAGUACAGUAAAACAUUUUGAAAAACUCUGGAGGACCUGUUUAGUGUCAUUUUUAUUCCAAUCCCACAGAACGGCACUUACUAUUUUUUUCUUGUCAAAUGAUUACUCACAGGCUCUAUCCUUUAUCUGGGAUAAGUUGAAUGAUGAAUUUGGUAAUGUGAAAAAAAACCCUGUGGGACAGCAGCCAGGAUGUGGUUUGAAGUCAUCGAGUAGGGCCUGAUAGUGGAAGAACCUAACCAAGUGAUUAAACUAAGUGCAAUCUACUAGAAGAGUGUUAGUAGCAGACUGAAAACGGAAGUGCCUUUUUGCAUUGACGCAAUUGUAACCUUUGGCUCAUUUUUAUUUCUUUGUUUAUAUAAAAGAAGCUAUGUAAAUGAGCUGUAAUCCUAUUGCUGGAUAUGGGAAGUAAAGUACGGAGAAAAGGGUCUCAGCUAACACAAAAAAAAGUGAUGUAACUGUUAUCUGGCCUGGACCACAUGCCCCUAUCCUAAAGGGGUUCUGACCAACCGCAACUUUUUCAAGAGGAUUGCAAAGAGAACUUGCACUGAAAAGAGAUUCUCCUUUUCCUUUCCAGUGUUGCAGACACGAAUGGAUGCAAGACUCAUGAUCACAUGAGGCAAAACAAGAGACUCUGAAAAUAUGUCUUGCCAAGCUAGUAAAAGGUUGAAGACCAUAAAAGCUGUGUAAACUUCAUAUUUUGUUGGUGACAUUAUCUAAUCUGCAGCAAACCUUCGAGUUUCUUCACAUGUGGUUUUGGAUUCUUCACUGUCAACAAAUCUCCCAUAAUUCUCUCCACACAUCCCAGGCUUUUAGCUCCAUGGAUGAUUAAUUUGCUGUGAAAGAUAAAUGGACUGAAUGAAGAGCCAUUUAGAAUGGACUUUGCCCUUAUUGUUCUGUACAGUUGAUAUUAUUUCCUAUGCUUUUGUCAUGUGUUUUUUCUUUUUUUUUUUUGUAUUUUUAACUUUUUUUUUUUUUUUUUUUUUUUUUUUUUUUGUGGUGUUGAUGUCCAUUCAGUAUUGCUAUUAUUGUAAAUUAAAACAUCAUUAGUUGUUGUCCCUUAAAACCCUGCUUAAAGCCAUUAUGGAUUAGAUUUAUUUUGUAUUUUAGGUUCCUAGUUGCUGAAAUGUCUCUAAGCUGCCUGUUGUGAGUGUCUAAUUAAAACUAACUUCAUUUCUUUUCUUGGGAGACAGACACAAAAAGAAACCCACAAUGAUAAAAUUCAGUUUAAAUUUAGUCUUUUUAUUUUAAAGUCAGUCAUCUAUACAUCAUUUAUAUUGUUUCCCAAAAUAUCAAGUGAAUGUAAAGUGUCUUCCACUUCUGUCAAAUCUCCAUACGGACAUGAUUAUGACAAGUCUCAGACCGUUUUCCACUGCCAAAACCACAUUCAAAGGCGUUUGCCAUAGAGUCCAAUCUAUAAAGCGACACAUAGAUGCCAAGAAAAGAAAUAGGGUUCAAAGAGCUUCCAGGGUUUUCGCUGUUUCAUUGAGUUUACAACAGUUGUUUCCGCUUGGCACUGCCGACCAUAUCAUACUCGCAGCUACUUUUUUUGUUUUCUUUCACACCCUCCAUCUGGAUUGCUCUCCCUUAACUUUACUCAUCCAGUUUGUUUGGGUCAACAGUCAUUAUUGGCUUGAUUGUGUGGAGACGGUUUUGCUUGUUUACAGCUAACCAGACUGUGAAAUGCACAGGCUAAAUGCGCCAUUAUGGUGUUUUUUUUAUUCUCUUUAUCCUGUCUGGGGCUGGGAAUGUCAUAAGCUUUUAGCGGUACUUUCCUCUUUUUAUAUCUUUCCCUGUCAUGAGAGCGAAAGCAAAUAUACAGUAAUAGGUUUACAGAGACAUGCCUUAGCAACAUUGCUGCAGAGACUUACUGACAUCUUGUAGUUUCAUGUUACAUGCUGAUGCGCAUUGCAAGAACAAAAGGGUCUUUAUUUUGCCUCGGAGGACGUUGCAUUAUCCUACAUUACAAGAAAAAAUGAAGAAACAUGAAAUGUAAUGGAAUUUUUUCCUGAUACAGAAUCAGUUCAGUCAGGUUUAAAAAAAAAAAAAAAAAAAAAAAAAAAGUUCACUGUUAUCCAAAACCUUGGAGUCAUCUGUUUGUUCAAGUUCAGGUGUGUGUGUGUGUAUAUAUGUGUGUACAUUUACAGUACAUUGUCUGCUUUAUAAUCGAGUCCAUGCACUAUACUGGAACUCAGUCCAAAGUCAACUCUCCAAUCCACUCACUACUUUCUUCUCUCCAUCAAUAUUCCAGUAUAAACAUAGACGCUCAUAUAUCUGCUCUCCCUCAGUAUCUCAACUGGAAGACCCUUUGUGUUGCUUUGAGCAGUUAGAGAGGCAGGAGAUAUGGAUUGGAAAUAUCUCUACAUGCCUCUUACAGUACCUUCCCUGUUUAUUUAGGGAAACCUUUUCAUCUUUAUUCCUUUAUGUUUUGUGUUAGUAAUGUUUUUUGUGUUCAUGUUUG
Molecule: messenger RNA, 4876 nt
Organism: Sphaeramia orbicularis (orbiculate cardinalfish)
Lineage: Eukaryota; Metazoa; Chordata; Actinopteri; Kurtiformes; Apogonidae
Product: vasorin-like
Exons: 2
Coding region: 297-2414 (705 amino acids)
Molecular function (GO): protein binding
Source: RefSeq, a predicted model, not a curated record